UUCGUCCCUGCAUGGAGAAAGCUAUAGCCGUAGUGCAGUUUUGUAUACAAAGCUGACUUUGAAGUACGUGUACUUUGACACCCCCUGGGUAGUAUUCCCCUAUUGUCCAAGCCCCACAGAUCUGUGUACCAAACAACCAUUUCGUCUAAAAUCCUUCACCAUCCGACGAUAACGAACAAUCACUCCGACUCUGACGGUAGCCAGGCUUGAAGAGUUCAUCUAUGGGCCACUGGGUCUGUUUUAAUGGAAAGAAAAUACUCCGCCUGGGGGCUAUUCUAGAGGAAAAUUACCAUAACGCUGAGUAGGGAACGUUAAUCCCGACGGAAACAAACCAGUCUAACGACAGGAUUGUCUCAGUUCCUGGUGGUUACGUGGGCGUUUUUCUCGGGAAGACGACUAGUGAGGUUAUACAGCACCCGCGAGGAGCAUCAGAAUGUCUGCUAAACGCACCGAACAAGACGCAAAACGACGUGACAAAGACCGGUGUAGGUCGGCAAAAACAAAAGAAGGUUUAAGAAGACUACAAGAGCUGGUGUCUAAAACCGAGGCUGUUGUCAACAGGUUGGCUGACCUGGACGCGGACCUGGUUACCAAGGCAACGGUUAUCGUGGCCCAACAGAGGGGGAGAAAUGGCGGGAAAAGUGUCAGCCCGAGGUCAAAAUCAUCGCUGUCAAGUCAAGAAACUUUACAAGAGACACCUAUACACCAUAAUCCGUCCACAAACGUUGAAACGCUUGAAGAUCGUGAGAAUUCUCCAAAGGUUUACGGUGACAACAAAAGUUACACAAAUCUUCAAGCCGAGGCUUUCUCAAACGAAAAUGGCGUAUCAACUGAAGACGACACUUCCUCGCAUAAAAUGGACGACAACACUGACGCAAACGAUAUCCAGUCCCAGUCUGAACUACAGGUAGAAACAAACAUUGCUACUGUUGCUGACGAGUCCAAAACGCAUUCUGCCGAUGGCAAUUUCGCGAAAAUCGACCAACCUGAAAACAAAGGGCUGGAAAACCAUUCAAAUAGUGACACAUCAACCCAAAGUGUAUCAAAACCAGGAGAAAACGGAGAAGAAACUAUUGACACAGAGAAUUUGUCACCCAGCAUAGCAGUUCCUACUGAUUAUGAUGAAAAGAGCGAUACGCUAGGGUCGGAUGUCGCUGGGAGUCAACAGUACUGCGAUGUGACACCUGCUACAGACAGGCAAACACCGGAUAAAACAGGCGACUCAAACUCAGGACAACAACCCUCCGCUAACAACAGAACGCUCCCAUCAUCUCCGACAACGGUCACUCAUGAUGACGAAGACGACAUCGCAGCCAAACAGUCAGCAUCCUCCCUCAUCAAGAUAGAAGUUCAAAACGACGUCGACGAUCAGAAGGACCCAGAUCAUAACAAGGGGCAAGUUGAAGUGUGUACGGCUCUUAUGAAGGAUGAAGGUAUGGGAGAAGAAAAAGAGUUUCUAGAAACCACUAACCCCCAGAAUGACCCACCAGCCCAGGUAGAUGGAGACUCACCGGUCCCCGACGUCUCAUCCAAUCAGCAUCCCCUGGAAAGUCACCAGUCCGAAUCUACAAACACCAAUCAGCAGCCUUUACAGGAAACUCCGACCAAUGAACAGUCCGCGUCUACAAACCCUCCAGCAACCAAUAAGGAACAGGCCGCAGAAAUGCCAACCAAUCAGAAGUCUUCACAGAAAAUCCCAUCUAAUGAGCAGCUCGCAUCUACAAAGGCUCCGAAAGCCAAUCAACAGCAACUUCCAAAGAAUGCACCCAAUCAACAUCAGCCACCAAAGACGACCCAAACCCAGCAGCGAUCCAAAUCUACAAAAGCCCCGUCCACAAAUCAGAAGCCUGCACCGAAAGUGACAACCAAUGAAAAGCCGUCUCCUAAAGACAAGCCAGAGGCCAAUCAGAAGCUUUCUCCCAGUAACUUGUCAAAAACGAAAUCACCAUCCACAAAUAAUUUAGCCCCUAAGCAGAAUGAUUUAUCAAAGUCUUCCGCAAAGAAACAGCCCUCGUCGAUCGCAUCUCUUCCUAAAAUCCAGUAUCCUGCUCUGAAGAAACAAAAACCACUGAAAACAACAGAAACUCAGCCCAACAGCACGCAGGUUUUACCCAAAAUCCCCACCAAAAAGCAAUCCACAUCUCCGGACACUUUGCUGUCCAAUGAGCCUCCACAAAAGCACACCGACAGCAAUCUUUCCCAGUCUACAAAAGGCCAAGUCAUUGGCCAACAGUCUCAACCUGAAGACGUCUUCACCAAUAAGGAGACCGCAUCGCCACGUACUCUACGGACUUCCUUCCCCAUCAUUACCUAUCAGCAGAGCCCAUCGCCCAUUAGUCUUCACGUGAAGUCCCCCUCUCCGACGCCGUCCAAUCCGCUGUCACCAGCAAUUAGCCGGGAGUUGCUAUCUACAACGCCGUCCAAUCAGGAGCGGUCAAUCACACCAGUGAUGACAAAUCAGGAGCCUCCAUCCCCAACUACCAAAGUUCAACUCUUGCCAGUCGACCAAUCAGACGCUAGUCGGCCGUCCACAGGGACUCGGUCGUCCAUAGCCACGCCCUCGUCUGCUUCAAGCCUUGGCCAACGAAUAGUGAAAGAGGAUCCUUCCGAUGGCACAAAACAGAACGGGCCAGAAUUGAGCCCAGCGCCGCAGCGGCACAUGUCCAAGGCCAAGGCUGACGUCAGGAAGAAACUACAAGGGAAACUUCGACAGAGGCGCGGGCAGAGAGUGUAGAAAACCUCUGUCUACUGAGGCAUAAUCCGUCCACAAAUUAGGUGUCCGGAUGUAGCAUAUGUCCCAGAUACAGGCUAUGUUAUGUAUAAUUUUUGUAGCAUGCAAUUAUAAUUGAUGAGCCUAUAUGUUUGAUUUCAUUUGAAUACUCCGUCCAUUCAACAAUGCUCAUGGUGCACAAGACUAUCAGAAAUAUCAAAUAAAUGAAUUCAAAUAAAGGCAAUGAAG
Branchiostoma belcheri (Belcher's lancelet) is the source of this 2959-nucleotide messenger RNA. RefSeq names its product proteoglycan 4-like. The record is from RefSeq and is a predicted model, not a curated record. The transcript has 3 exons. Lineage: Eukaryota; Metazoa; Chordata; Leptocardii; Amphioxiformes; Branchiostomatidae. Bases 434 to 2734 code for a protein of 766 amino acids.